AUGAGUGGAGCGCUCUGCAAGGCGCUUCAGGAAUAUGGGAGCAAGAUGACAAAGCUAUCCCAAAGAAUCAUUGAGAUUCUAUUGCGAAGCUUGGAAGAUGGUCUUGAUCAUAAGAAAUACUAUGAAUCUGAAUUCAAGAAUGGCCAUGGAUAUUUGAGGAUUAUAAACUACACACCUCUAAAAUGUCUGGAUGAUGAGGUUGAGGGCCUCGGGAUGCAUACAGACAUGAGCUGCGUAACGAUUGUUUACCAAGACCAAAUUGGCGGGCUUCAGGUGAAAUCUAGGGAAGGGAAGUGGAUGGACAUAAACCCCUGUGAGGAAACUUUGGUGGUGAACAUAGGAGAUAUGUUGCAAGCUUGGAGCAAUGAGAAAUUUAGAUCAUCAGAACAUCGAGUUAUUUUGAAAAAACCAGUUAACCGAUUCUCUCUUGCUUUUUUCUGGUGCUUUGAGGAUGAGAAGGUGAUCUUUGCACCAGAUGAAGUAGUUGGAGAAGGAUAUGCAAGAAUUUACAAGCCGUUUGUCUGUUCAGAUUAUUUGAAAUUCAGAGAGAGCAGUGAGAGAGGGAAGUUUGAAAAGGUUGGCUUCACUGUUAGAGAUUUCGCUGGGAUAAAUCUCUGAAGUCAUGGCUGGAAAAUCCAAGUUGAAAUAGUUGUUCUUCAUGGACUUUGGUCAUAUUAUUUAUGUUAGCUAGUUAGAUAACCUUCAAGAUGGGCAAGUUAUGGUUUGUAAAGUUGAAGAGUUGGGUUAGUUGAGUUUGGGAGCCUUGGCAUGUUAGGCAGUUAAAUACUUAAUAGUGCAAGGGCCGUACAGUUGCAGAUCAACUUCCAACUUCACAUGUUUGUAUAUAAUAUCAUUUGUGUAAUUAUGUGUUUAUUAAUGGAUGGGAUAUAAUAGUUUAAAGCUAUUUCCCAAAGCAUCUACAAUUUUUUUUUCCCUUAAUGGUUUUAUCAUUGCAAAUCAUCCAUUCUAUGAGCAUCUGAUGUCAAAAAAGAUGCUUGUCAAAAAAACUGAUACAAAUAAGAAAUUAUAAUUGGCUGGAAUUUUAAGUGU
Messenger RNA from Hevea brasiliensis (rubber tree), 1050 nucleotides. RefSeq names its product gibberellin 20-oxidase-like protein. NCBI's taxonomy places the organism in Eukaryota, Viridiplantae, Streptophyta, Magnoliopsida, Malpighiales, Euphorbiaceae. The transcript has 2 exons. Bases 1 to 618 code for a protein of 205 amino acids. Gene Ontology annotation, molecular function: dioxygenase activity. The record is from RefSeq and is a predicted model, not a curated record.